This is a messenger RNA of Staurois parvus, 260 nucleotides long. The record is from the annotation of a GenBank genome assembly. NCBI's taxonomy places the organism in Eukaryota, Metazoa, Chordata, Amphibia, Anura, Ranidae.
GCGCAGGGGUGGACUGACCAUUCGAGCACUCGAACACUGCCCGAGGGCCCGGGGUCAGCAGGGGGCCCCAUGAGAUGCUCCUGGUACCUUCCAUUGGCUUUUUCAUAGGCUUUUUUUUGUGUGCUGCGAGGACACGGGGGCUCCAUGAGUUGCAGUGCCCGAGUUUUCCAAAUGUUCAGUCCGCCCCUGUAUGCAGCACAUAUUGGUCAAUUAUGGAAGACCUACCUGUCAUAAUGUCCCCUCCAGCACUGCAAUGUCAC